AUGUCGGUAUAUUCAUUGGAUUCUUUAGAAAACGAGCCACGACCAUCUUCUUCUGAUUUAAAUAUCCAUGAAGGAAAGAAAACGAACACUGGGAUCGAGCGGCCAAACCGACAUCGCUCCCUCGAGAGCAACCGACUGUCGAUUUGCGGCGACAGUACCGACGGGCGUCUCGACCUCGAGCUCCAUGAGGAGGGCGUCCCGAACUACGGCGAUUCGCUCCCCAAGGACGACAACAGUGAGCCGAGCUUCUAUCGGCGCGUGCUGGAGUCGCAGUACCUCCUAGACAAUGCAGUCCUGCCGUGUAAGUCGGUGCAAGCCUUCCGACCCUACACCCUCAAGGACUACCAGUGUAUAAGACCGAUUACGGCGGAGCUCGACCGAUCGCUCGGACCCGACCGCGAGCGUCUCCGACCCAAAGUACGAAGGGGCAAAAAGAGCGGUAUUGAAGAUGAUGCACAACUAACUUUAAAUUUACUAAUGCAACUUGAUUUUUCACCGAUUUAUAUAAAUACUUGUACGGAUACAGAGUUAAGAUUCCUAAAAUUUUCAAUGUUAUAGGUAGGAUGUCGGCCCUGGAACCUCAGCUUGAUCAGUGUCGUUGUCCUUGGAUUGUCAAAUAUGCUUUUGACUUUUCUUCUAUUGCAAUCAGAGAACUGCAGCCAGUCCUUACGCUUGGCACAAUUCGAAUCCGACUCUGACAAAAUCGUGAUGAAAAACACUCCGGUAAACGACUUAAAGGACCUGACAAUAUCCGACAGUUCGUGUCCCUCGACCGCGCCCUAUCAAAGCAUUACUCAGGAUCAGGUGAUCGCCAUAGAUGAUUCGACUUGGUUGAAUCUAGAUAUCCGUUAUGGACGAUGGGAUUCACGUCGUUUGUACCGCAUGUUCGACUCAGUUAUAACAGGUUCUCGCUUCAUCGAGCUCUCCAAAUCGACGAAAGUUUGUCUGGCCACUCAGAGUUCUCUUGAGAAGUUGUACUCGCUUGUACAGGUGGUACACCAAUGGUUCGGCACGAUAUCCGUGGCACUAUUUGUCGCAGGUGACGAGGAAUUCGAAGUUAUGCAGAAAUAUCUUGAAUACAUGCGUCGCUGCUACGAACCUAUUCGCGAGCGAGUAACAUUUUCAUUCGCAGUGCCCAGAAAUCGAGCGCCAAAGUUGCAACCAAGAUAUUACCCCCUACCAGACUUCCUCGACUGUCAGAAACCGGAAGGCACUCUUAAUCAGAUGACGAGAACGAUAUCGAGCGAGCAGACCAAUUGGAGAAUCCGUAAUGUAUAUCCUCAGAAUCACAUGCGAAACCUCGCAAGGAAAAACUGUCAAAAUGAUUAUGUUUUUUUAACCGAUGUGGAUAUCGUACCAAGUACAAAUUUAAGUCGAGUUCUCGAGGAGUUUCUGCAAACUGACAAUUGUGACAAGUGCGCCUUCGUCAUUCCGACGUACGAGCUGGACGUGCAAGCGCGAUUUCCCCAGAACAAGAGUGAGCUCAUUCGAUUGGCAAAAAAGGGUCUCGCCAGGCCUUUCCAUCAGAAGGUCUUCAUUCAUAAUCAGUUCGCCACGAAUUUCACGCGGUGGAUGCUGGACGCGACUCCCGGCCAUAAAGCUCAGGAGAACUUAAAAACGGGAAAGGCGUACGUGAGCCAUGACGUAACCAACUUUGAAUUCCUCUACGAGCCUUUCUACGUUGCGCGCGACGUCGUUCCGCCGCAUGACGAGCGUUUUAUGGGCUAUGGUUACACCAGGAAUACCCAGGUUUACGAGAUGUACGUCGCGGGAUACAAGUUCAAGGUCCUCUCACCAACGUUUACGGUUCAUUGGGGACUUCAGACUCGUAAGAGUCGACCGGCGUGGCGCGAACGACAGAACAGCGUUAACCGCAAACACUUCGACAUCUUUAAAAAAGAAGUGUUUGCGCGCUAUACGCGAGACCCCCUGAAGAUGGUGAAGAACCCAAAUUGACAUAGGUCUCUAACAUUCCAGACGCUUAAUUAAUGAGUGUGAAA
Molecule: messenger RNA, 2000 nt
Organism: Ceratosolen solmsi marchali
Lineage: Eukaryota; Metazoa; Arthropoda; Insecta; Hymenoptera; Agaonidae
Exons: 6
Biological process (GO): protein O-linked glycosylation via mannose
Cellular component (GO): Golgi apparatus
Molecular function (GO): glucuronosyltransferase activity
Source: RefSeq, a predicted model, not a curated record